Mytilus trossulus (common blue mussel) is the source of this 1936-nucleotide messenger RNA. RefSeq lists its product as uncharacterized. Bases 37 to 1308 code for a protein of 423 amino acids. The record is from RefSeq and is a predicted model, not a curated record. The transcript is spliced from 7 exons. NCBI's taxonomy places the organism in Eukaryota, Metazoa, Mollusca, Bivalvia, Mytilida, Mytilidae.
GUUUUAUAACUUCUUUUAUUACUUUCUUACUGAAGUAUGACUGUCGUAAACAUGGCGGAAGUUAUCCAUGGUUUUAGUCCUUAUUUGAGACUGACAGGCACUUUUCUUGUAUAUUUUCUUUUAUGCCAACCAUCAUUUGCAAGAGCCUAUUGUGAGAAUAACAGUAAAGAUAAAAACAUGUGCUCAUAUUUAAAUGGCGUCAGUAGUACAGGCUAUACUUGCGAAACAAGGUGUUGUGAUGGGUGGACUCUAGAUGUUGACGGUCAUUGUGUCUCAAGUUUGCCACCAGAUUACAAAAAACCUACAGUGAUAGGCUGUCCAAGACUUGGUGAACAUAUACCAGUUUAUAUUGGUACGACACGUAACGUCGGAUUUUUAUCAAGAAAACACUUCCAUGCCCAAGACUGGAAAGGGAGUUCCCUUUAUGUAGGCAUAUCGAAGGACGAAUUUGAGCAUUGCAAAUGUUCUACACCCUAUGAAAAUGUUACCGCUACCAGUGAAAAGGACGCUUAUGGAAAUAGAUCAAUUUGUCACUUCUCAGUUGUCAUAAAAGAUAUCUACCCACCAGUGUAUGAGAACUGUCCUGACAACCAAAUUGUUUCAUUUGGAGAAAAUGUAACAUGGAUUGAGCCAACAGUGACGGACAAUGUGGGUGUUUCGUACAAAAAUGACCCGAAUCAGUUCAAUAAUACGAAAAUAUCCCCUGGAUUGCACUGCUUAGUCUAUAAUGCGACAGACUGGUCUAGAAAUAUCGGGACCUGUAUGUUUACAGUUAAUGUAUUACAUGGUGUAGUGUCUAAUUGCGGACCAUUAGGAAAUUCAUCAAUAACCAUCAGUGGAACAAUCCUCGGAGCUUUGGUUAUAAUAUUGAUCGUAAUGACAGUAAUUUUGAUUCCACUUUGCAAACGACGCCGACGACGAAAUCAACUGCAACGCCAGUCAAGGACUGCAAGCAACUCGAGCGAAGUUCACCUGUUUACUGUUUACAACAAUGAUCCUCCACCAUAUGACGUUGUUGUUUCAAAUAAAUUACCAGACUAUAGUCCACCCACCGAACCACCAUCUUAUGACAGUUUACAUUCAGAAAACACCAUGAAUGAUCAACGGGGAGACAACGCGUUUGUCCUCUCAAACAAUGAAGUUUGUUCAAACGCUGCAGCAAUCAGUGGCGAUUCAGUGAAUCCAUUUGCGUUGCAAAAGACUAUAAAUAACGACAACAAGCCAAACGACACAAGGCAUUAUGUCAAUCCACAUCAUAUUCAAACAAACAAACAAACUAACGCCCAGAGUACAGAGACUCUUGUUUAAACAUAUACUAAGAACAUCAAAUCACAAUCAACAUAUUAUAUAAAUCUUUAGAAUAUUAAUUUACUCGUUUUAUUUCGGUACCUUUUGAAGCUUCACGAUAAACAAGAUAUUUUUAUAAAGGUUUUUCUAACAGUUUUUGUAUUUGACAAUUUGUUAAUAGUUGCGAUUUUUCUACCAACCUACUUUCUACGAACCUACUUUAUCAAGUUAUAUAAAUUGUUUAUGAAAAUCUUGCUUUGUGUAAAUAUUCCCACGUAUUGUAUGUUCAUGUGUCUGACCUAACAUUUACAUCUAAGCGUUUGUGGAAAAGUAUUUUAUUUAGUACGAUACGUGUGAUUUUUAAUUGGAACUAGCUUAUAUUUUUAUUAACAGCUUUUAGGAUUUCAAAUGUUUGGCUUUGAGUGGUUCUAUAAUUUUUACACUGAUGACGAUUACAGUGUUGGGGAACGAAGGGGGGAACAAGGGAGAAAGCAAGGGUUGAUUUCUCUUGAAAAAUAUUCAAGUUUCGUUCUCAUGUCUUUUUCUUUCCUUUUUUCAAAUCAUUUAUCGUCAUAACAAAUAAAAAGCAGAUUAAAUGUCAUAACAUAAACUUUCAAACUGAAGCAAUUUUACUUCUUAAAUUUUGGAA